This is a messenger RNA of Dromiciops gliroides (monito del monte), 1821 nucleotides long. RefSeq names its product CD19 molecule (gene CD19). Gene Ontology annotation, cellular component: external side of plasma membrane. NCBI's taxonomy places the organism in Eukaryota, Metazoa, Chordata, Mammalia, Microbiotheria, Microbiotheriidae. The record is from RefSeq and is a predicted model, not a curated record. Gene Ontology annotation, biological process: B cell receptor signaling pathway; B cell proliferation involved in immune response; regulation of B cell activation.
AUGGACUCAAGGCUGCCUCUGACAAGACAACUAUGGAUUUGGUUCAGCAGUUCCCACCAGCCCCUGCCUGCCCCAGCAUCCACCUCGCCCAUCCGGAUACCUAGCUGAGUUAUACCGACUCGACUCGCCAUGCAGCAGGCCUCUUUCCUCCUCCUCCUCCUUCUCCUCGUUUUUCUCUUCCUUACCCUACAGGGUGCUGAGCCCCAAGACCCACUGAGUGUGGAGGCUGAAGAGGGGAGGAAUGCAGUGCUGCCAUGCCUGAUUGGCCCCAGGGAUGGACCCUUUGAGCCAAUCACCUGGUCUGGAGGAGGGCAGCUGUCCUCUUUGCCACAACUAACCCUAAAAGGCCCAGGGUUGGGGGCCCAGGUGACACCCUUGAACGCCUCCCUCUUCAUCUAUAACGUCUCAGCCAAUUCUGGGGGCUUCUACUUCUGUGAAUGGGGACCACUCACAAAGCAAGAGUCGAAGCUGAGGGCUGCUCUCAGUGUCAAGGGCAGUGGUGAACUCUUCCAGUGGAAUGCUAUCAGCCCAGAGGACUGUGGUCCCAGGAAGUCUUCCUCACCUGUGGCCCUGCCUUCUAACCCUAAGAGAUCCAAGGCCCAAACUGAUCCGUCCGCUCAACUAUAUGUAGGGGCUGAGGGCAAACCUGAGCAGUGGAAGCUCUUCAUUGCAUGUACUGACCAGAACCAAACAGAAAAUUAUAGGGAGCUGACUCUGGCCCCAGGAUCUCCUUUCUGGCUCUCCUGUGAACACCCUCCAUCUUCCCUGACCUCGAGUACCACAUCAUGGGUUCAUCGGCGCCCUGGGAAAAAUACUUCACUCCUGAGCCUGGAACUGAAAAAGGACCUCCCAGUCCGGGAGUUCUGGGUUAUAAGCACUCAAGGAGGAGGUGCCCUCCUAAUUCUGCCCCAGGCUGUUCCCCAGGAUGCUGGUUCCUACCUCUGUAAAAGUGGCAACCUCACCAUCAGCAUCGAGCUGAAAAUUGUCUCAUUUCCAGCAUGGCGCUGGCUUUUGGGGGCUGGAGGAUGGAAGAUUCCAGUUGUUACUCUGACCUAUGUAUCCUUCUGUCUGGGUACCCUGGUUGGAUUCCUCCAAAUUCAGAAAGCUCUGCUCUUACGGAGAAAAAGGAAGCGGAUGACUGAUCGCACGAGGAGGUUCUUCAAAGUGAUGUCUCCAGGGAAUGAGGCCCAGAGUCAGUAUGGGAAUGUGUUACCCCUGUCUGUGCCAAACCUUGGAAAUGUUCGGACCCUGAAAUGGACCCCUGGCUUUGGAGAAGCCACUCUACCCUUUGGGAACCCCUACCAAGGGACCCAGGAAACAGAAAUCUCUGGGCUCAAUAGUUCAGGGCAGGAAGAUCCAGAGGAGGAAGAAGGGGAAGGCUAUGAGGAGCCAGAUAGUGAAGGGGCUUCUGUAGCCUAUGAAAAUGGCCAGGACCAGAUCUCCCAAGAUGGUUGGGGCUAUGAAAACGAAGAGAAAGGAAUCUCAGCUGCAGAAGAAAUGGAAGAUGAUUCUUUCUCCACUGCCGAGUCUUAUGAGAAUGAGAACAAGGAAAUGGUCCCACCAGUCUACACAUCAACAGGCUUCCUGCUCCCCAGAGGACCUGUUUGGGACACCUGCCGGGAGGCUUCUUCACUUGGGUCUCAGUCUUAUGAAGACAUGAGAGGGAUCCUAUAUGCUGCCCCUCAACUCCGGAAUGUUCAUCCGCAGCCUGGUCUAAGCCAGGAGGAAGAUGGUGACUCCUACGAGAAUAUGGAAAAUCCAGAAGAGGCAGGUCCAGGAUGGGAGGCAGGGGGUUGGGCCCCUACCUGGAACAACAGGUGA